Molecule: messenger RNA, 2005 nt
Organism: Ylistrum balloti
Lineage: Eukaryota; Metazoa; Mollusca; Bivalvia; Pectinida; Pectinidae
Product: DNA-directed RNA polymerase I subunit RPA43-like
Exons: 3
Coding region: 20-1234 (404 amino acids)
Biological process (GO): DNA-templated transcription initiation
Cellular component (GO): RNA polymerase I complex
Source: RefSeq, a predicted model, not a curated record
AAAGGCUUAAGACAAGAAAAUGAAACAUAUUGGGUUUGAAGAGGCUAUGCAAAUUAUAGAAACUGAUAAAUAUGCCCAAUUUGAAAAAGUGACAACAACUAAACACAUUGUUCUUUCUCCAAAGUACCUGGGUCGUGUUAAAACUGGAAUAGUGGAACAGCUGAAUUCAGAGUUGAAUUUUUCCUCAGAAAGCUUGGAUGGUAUUCUUAUUGCGUACAGCAAUAUUCAUCUUCUACAAAGACUAGGACAAAUAUUAGAUGAACAGCCCUACAUCCAUUUAAACAUUCAAGCAGAUUUUAUUGUGUUCAAGCCUAAGGUUGGCUGUUUACUUCGCGGUGUGGUGAACAAAGUUAGCAAGAAUCACAUCGGUUGCCUCGUUCACAACUGCUUUAAUGCAUCCCUGGCAUGUCCUGCUCAAGCAACAAAAGGAUGGAAUGGUCAGAACAUGGCUGUCGGAGAGGAGUUCAUUUUCCAAGUAACACAUGUUUACAGACACAACAAGUUUCUCUCCAUAAAAGGCAAACCAACAGAUCAAGGAAUCUUGGAAAGGUCAAGUAAGAAACGGACCUGGGAUGAAGUGGACCAUACUACUGAAGAUACCGUGAACAUGGAAACAGCAGAUAGUCAUGACAACACAGAGAAAAAUGUUACCACUAAACAUAAAUCCAAGAAAAAGAAAAAGCAUCGUGACAAGGGAGAUAAUCAGAUGGAUGAAGGUAUAGAUGUCUCCUCUCAACAAUCUAGUGAGCACGAGAUACCACUUUCUCACAAAAAACACAAAAAGAAGAAAAGCAAGAAAGAAAAGUCUUAUUCCUCCAAUGACAAUGAGGCUGGUGAGAAUGAUCUUCUGACAAAGAGUCCCGACAGCAAUUUACUCUUCAAUGAGGAUAUUGUGGCCUCCACCAAAAUGAAUGGUACACUAGACAUUUCUGGGGUGCAUUUCUUAGAACAAUCACCUUUAGGUAGCAGUACAUGUAAAAAGAAGAAGAAAGACAAGAAGAGGUCUAGGAAGUCAGAACAAGAUCCUGACAAACCAUGUGAGGGCGCUGAGGAGUCCUCUAAUAUAGACAUUUUAACAAGAAAUGUAUUGACAGUCGGAACUGAAUUACCACAACCAGCGGUGACAGACAAUGCUCAGCAAGCCUCCCCUUUGUUGUUUUCUAGCCAAGAAACUGUUAGUAAGAAACAUAAAAAGUCCAAAAAACAUAAAAAGAAGAAGGGUGAUGAUAUCUAGCCUGUGUUAUCUUAAAAUUAGUUUUAUUAUCCAGAAAUUUUCAGCUACUCUGUUACAAAGGGUCAAGUAAGUUUAUGCCCUGGUGUAAUAUCUAUUAUCCUCUCUCACCUGUUACAUGUAGGACUGCAUGAAGAAGUGGAUCUCUUUUGUUGCAGUUGUUAAGGAGGUAGAAUCACAUUGGAGGACUGAUAGAAAAAUACUAUUGUUAAAUAAAUAUUUUCAUGGGGUUCAAGUUUAGUGAUUUCACAAGGAUUCCCUUUUCAUGGACACAUGAUUUAAUGGAUGAUUACCACUAAAUUAUCAAAAUAUUACCUACUUAUACUUAUGUUAUAAGUUCAUGGACAUAUGAAUUCAUGGAUCAAAAGUACCGUUGUAAUCAAUGAAAAUAAAUCCUCACAAAAAUUAAUGAUUUUUACAGAAAUUAAGUGUUAAAAUCCUGUUUCUUUAGUAUGUACACUGGUAAAGGGUUUAUACUAAGGUAUAGAAUAUCUUUUUGUGAAAAGUCCAGGUUUAAGGAGGCCAAGACAGUAAACAUUUAAAUCCUUUACCAAUGGGACCACUGAAGAUAUUGUCAAUAUGUUUUGGAGUCCAAGCUUCAUGAAAUAAUGAGCAAAUCAAGUUCCCUUGUAUAUCCUCAACAAAGAUUUGCUUUUACAGAUUGGAAAAGUUAAGAGAUAUAAUAUAUUCAUGCAACAUAAACGUCACAGAAUGUAAUGUAGGCCCUUUGGGACUCUUGUUAAUUGUUGUAACUGAAUAAAUGCUUUAAUGAAA